AUGGCAUCAUCUAAGGAUCAAUCACUUUUGGAUAUUUAUUCUACACCAUUAACAAAUUUUAUUAUUGUAUCAUUAUUUGAAUUACGAUUAAUUGAUCCAUUUAUUGUUACAUUUCGAGCAUUAGCAAACAGAAAAAAUAUCAAUCGUCCUUUCCGUUUAGUUUGCUAUACAAUUCUAAAUAAUUUUCGUGAAUUUUUAAUUCAUGAUGAAACUAUACAUCAUCUUGAUACAUUUUCAUAUUAA
This is a messenger RNA of Rotaria sordida, 243 nucleotides long. The record is from the annotation of a GenBank genome assembly. NCBI's taxonomy places the organism in Eukaryota, Metazoa, Rotifera, Eurotatoria, Philodinida, Philodinidae.